AUGUGACACAAACUCAAAUCUCAACUGCUUUAACUGCAAAGCUGCAAAGAAUUACUUGAUCUCUUCGUGAUGAAUGGGAAGAAGAAAUCUCUUGUUCUUUUUGAAACUGAAGAGCAGCCCUUUUGUUUAAUCAUUCCAACUCACUUGGUGGGUCCAUUAUGGCAUUAUCUGAAUUUCAUUCUCUCAGCUACAGUCAAAGAGAAAACUUGCAUUAAUAUGCUAACUGUUUGGAACUGCAAUGGUGUACCAGGAUUAGAGAUUCAUUGCUUCCCAGGAUAUUUAUAUGGGUGAUGGGUCAUCUUUGGUCUCUUGUUUCCAUGUACGCUGGUUUAAUUGCUUUGACAGUGUUGGAAACUAGAAUUUCCUUUUAUUGUCAUCUUUAUUGGCUCCUAGUUCUUUUACCGUAUUUUUUAGGAUCCAUAGAAAUUCAGGGUAGCCUUUUUUGCUUUUCUGAUCUGAUAAGUUUGGAGGAAAAAGGGGGACAAAAUGUACUGCACUGUGACCUGUUCUCCUAAUGGCUUAUAAGGUCUGUGUUGGCAUCUUGUUUGUUGAUGAGUUAGCGGCAUAGACCAAUGUGCUGCCACUGCUAUGACAACCAAUCACUCUAAUUAGGCUUUGGUCUGUCAUUUUCUCUAGUUUUGUCAUCUGUGUUGGCAUCUUGUUUUGUUCCAACGUUCUGUGUUUUUAAUUAUGCUACUGAUGCGAUCAGCUACUCACUGUGUUGACCAAGGGGGAGGCAAGAGAAAGGGUAAUUAGACACAUCCAAAUUCUGUACAUUGUUAUUUUUUAUUCCCAUCUUUUGUUUAGUUUUAAUGUGCCUUUAGUGUUAUCAUUGAUUUACAGAAUGCAUCUGUUAAUAGAUAUUUCAAGUGUAGAUCAGUAACAUGUUCCCUGGACAUCCCAGCAAUUAAGAGCUUGAACCUCCAUGCUGGAGGUCUCAAGUUUGAAUAGUGGGAAAUAUGCAAUUAGUCUUUUGUUCUUUUUCUGGUGUAUAGUUGUUGAGUGCUUCAUUGGAAAUGUUGUCACUUCCAUUGGUGCUUUUGCUAUAUAUAUAGAGUCAUGGCAUGCUGAUAUCUUUUUCUAGAUCUCAGAAAGAACCAAGGUACUGUUGAAUAGAUACCUGAACUCAAUUUUUUUUAUACAUAAUGAAACUUUGUAGGAAAUGAUUAUGGAAUUCUCCCGUCAAUUGUUUCCCCAUUUUGUCUUGUAAUACAAUUAUCUGCCAGAA
This is a messenger RNA of Rubroshorea leprosula, 1228 nucleotides long. NCBI's taxonomy places the organism in Eukaryota, Viridiplantae, Streptophyta, Magnoliopsida, Malvales, Dipterocarpaceae. The record is from the annotation of a GenBank genome assembly.